This is a messenger RNA of Diabrotica virgifera virgifera (western corn rootworm), 1878 nucleotides long. RefSeq lists its product as uncharacterized. The transcript has a single exon. The coding region runs from base 1 to 1878 and encodes 625 amino acids. The record is from RefSeq and is a predicted model, not a curated record. Lineage: Eukaryota; Metazoa; Arthropoda; Insecta; Coleoptera; Chrysomelidae.
AUGCCUAGCAGUUUGGAUAAACUGUCGUCUUACCUAGAAAAUGAUCAAAAAGUGAUUACCAAAAAGUACAAUACAGAUAUAGAUAAAUUCAAGUUGGUAACGCGAAAAGGGGUGUUUCCAUAUGAUUAUCUUAACUCUUGGAAACGAUUAAAAGAGGAUAAAUUACCUACUAUUGACAAGUUUUUUAAUAAAAUUAACAACUCUCAUAUAUCUUCAGAAGAUUACAAUCAUGCUUGUAAUGUAUGGAACACAUUUAAUAUAAAAAAUGUACAAGAGUACGCGGAGCUUUAUUUAAAAACUGAUGUACUUCUUCUUGCUGAUGUGUUUGAAAAUUUCCGAUCAGCUUGUUUUAAAACUUAUGAGCUGGACAGUCUUCAUUAUUAUACUGCACCAGGUUUAGUGUUUGAUAGUAUGCUCAAAAUAACAAAAGUGCAAUUGACUACACUUGCUGACAUAGAUAUGAUAUUGUUUAUUGAACGAGGAAUUAGAGGAGGUGUCUCACAGUGUUCAAACAGAUAUGGAAAAGCUAAUAACAAGUAUAUGGGCUCAGAUUUCAAUCCUGAUGAACCUACCAGCUAUGUCAUGUAUUUCGAUGUUAACAAUCUUUACGGUGCAGCAAUGAGUGCAUCUUUACCUACAGGAAAAUUUGAGUGGGUUAACGAUAUUUAUAGUGAAACUGAAAUUUUUAACACAAGUGAUAAUUCUGAAUAUGGAUAUAUUUUUGAAGUAGAUCUUCACUAUCCCAAAGAAUUAUUUGAUGUUCAUAAGGAUUUACCCCUCUGUCCAGAACACUUAGUUCCACCAAGUUCUUCCUCAAAUACUACUAAAUUAUUAACAACACUGUACGAUAAAAAAAAUUACAUAAUUCAUUACAAAACUUUACAGCAAGCUUUAAAUUUGGGGCUUAAAUUAGGAAAAAUUCAUAGGUGUUUAAAAUUUGAACAAUCAAAGUGGUUAAAAGUAUAUAUUGAUUUAAAUACAGAAUUACGAAAACAAAGUAAAAACGAAUUUGAAAAAAUUUUUUUUAAGUUAAUGAAUAAUGCUGUCUUCGGAAAAUGUAUUGAGAAUGCUAGGAAAUACAAGGACAUUAAGUUAGUAACUAGAUGGUCGGGAAGAUUUGGAGCAAAUUAUUAUAUUUCUCAACCAAAUUUUAAUAGCUGUACAAUUUUUGGUAGAGACAUGGUUCUAAUUGAAAUGAAUCGAAUGAAAAUUAAGCUCAAUAAACCUAUAUACGUUGGUUUGUCAGUCCUCGACAUUUCAAAAACAUAUCUUUAUGAAUUUCAUUACAAGUACAUAAAUAAAAAAUUUGGAAAUACUGCUAAACUAUUAUAUACAGAUACAGACAGUUUAAUUUAUCAUUUUUUUGUUGAUGAUAUUUACAAACACAUAAAACAAGAUAUUCAUAUGUUUGACACCUCAGACUAUCCAAAAAAUAAUGAAUAUAAUAUUCCUUUAAAAAAUAAAAAAGUGCUAGGUAUAAUGAAGGAUGAGAAUAAUGGUAGGGUAAUGACUGAAUUUAUUGGUCUCAGAUCAAAAAUGUACUCAUUUAAAUUGUAUUACAAGGAAGAGGAACGAGCCAAAAGUAUUGAAGAGGCUAAGAGGAAUCAAAGUUUUAGUCAAUAUAUUGUCAAUAACAUUGGAGUUGUAAAAAAAGCUAAAGGGAUAACAUCUUCUGCACUUAAACAUAUUACGUUUGAUGACUAUUAUGACUGUUUAUUUAACAAAACAAUAGUUGAAGUAAAACAAAAUGUUAUUCAGUCUAAAAACCAUUCGGUAUUUACGUUAAAUCAAACAAAAAUUGCACUCAGCCCCUUCGAUGACAAAAGAAUUAUCAAUUAUGUGUAUACUGAUACCUUACCGUGGGGAUUCCAUGGUUAA